AUGGCACCGACGGAUACUGGGCCCAUCCAUUCUCUAACUCUGACGCCCUCCCUCAUGGGAAAGCUAAAACCGGCCAAGAUAUUCAAGACAGCAGUCGAUCCAGGUCCGCUUCCAGCAGCUGGCAGCCGCCCUAGGGAAAAUACUGGCCCGCGACACAUCACAGGCAUAUCGUUCGACGACAAGGGCGGCCAUAUCAUCACGGCAGGCGAUGAUGAAACGUUUCGACUGUACAGCUGCAAGACCGCAAAGCACCUGAAGACCCUUUACUCGAAAAAGUACGGUGUCGACCUUCCACGGUUCACUCACAGCGACAGGAACAUCAUUCAUGCGUCCACCAAGGAGGAUGACACCAUUAGGUACCAUGCUCUACACGACAACAAAUAUCUGUCGUAUUUCAAGGGCCACACUCAGAAGGUUAUCUCCCUAGAGGUAUCUCCUAUUGACGAUGGCUUCAUGUCCUCAGCCAUGGACAACACUGUUCGUCUCUGGGAUCUCCGUACUCCGACCUGUCGCGGUCUUCUCAACCUCCCCGCUGCUCCCAUCGUAGCCUACGAUAGCACCGGGGUCGUUUUCGCUGUCGCCGUCAAUCGUUACUCUCGAAUCCUGCUCUAUGAUCAGGCCAACUUUGACAAAGCUCCUUUCCUGACCAUCACCCUCGAGGAUCCGACAUUAGCCCUUAUCUCCUUUCCACCGCGCGCCAUCUACAUAACAUCCAUGUCCUUUUCCACGAACGGCAAGUACCUCCUUGUCGGCUGUUCGGGCGAUGCGCACUAUGUCAUGGACGCGUUUGAAGGCCAUCUACUUGCCAAACUAGUGGGACAUGCCAGUUUAGAGAGGAGACGACCAGAGGUGCCACUGGGCAUCGAGCCUCAACGAGGCUGCAGCGGGGAGGAGGUGUGCUGGACACCAGAUAGCAACUAUAUUGUCGGAGGCGGACUGGAUGGGCGCAUUUGUAUAUGGGACGUGCAGGAUCUGGGGGAGAAAACAGGACCUAUCGAUUUGAAGGCUACGCCGAGGCGCCUGCAACCUCUGACGAAAAUGGAUGGCCAUCCCGGUCCAGCACGAUGUGUCAAGUUCAACCCUCGGCUUGCAAUGAUGGCCUCAGCGGGAGCGGAACUUGCGUUCUGGCUGCCAGAUCAGUCUCCAGACAGCGACGACAUUGCAAAGGACUUGGUGAAAAAGUUGGCUGGUUAAUUUCUUCUCAGGCCAUAAUGUAGCCAUUUAUUGUACCACUGUAUCUUUGCUGCCCAGACGCGCUCUUGCAUACCC
Molecule: messenger RNA, 1269 nt
Organism: Stereum hirsutum FP-91666 SS1
Lineage: Eukaryota; Fungi; Basidiomycota; Agaricomycetes; Russulales; Stereaceae
Product: WD40 repeat-like protein
Exons: 4
Coding region: 1-1194 (397 amino acids)
Cellular component (GO): Set1C/COMPASS complex
Molecular function (GO): chromatin binding; protein binding
Source: RefSeq, a predicted model, not a curated record